Molecule: messenger RNA, 765 nt
Organism: Scheffersomyces amazonensis
Lineage: Eukaryota; Fungi; Ascomycota; Pichiomycetes; Serinales; Debaryomycetaceae
Gene: SLD5
Product: DNA replication protein
Exons: 1
Coding region: 31-744 (237 amino acids)
Biological process (GO): double-strand break repair via break-induced replication; DNA-templated DNA replication
Cellular component (GO): GINS complex
Source: RefSeq, a predicted model, not a curated record
UAUAUAUAUAUCUUAACCGCAGUAAAUAUUAUGAGUGGAAUAGAUGUUAAUGAUAUCUUAGAAGAGUUUGAAACCACCAGUAGAAAUGAAAUUUCCAAAUCAUUAUAUAGUGAGAAUCUUUAUGAGGAAUUAAUAACGGCGAUGAUCAAUGAACGAAUGUCGCCCGAGUUAUUACCCUAUAAGAAAGAACUACUAAAUCAAGUAUUAAGAAGAAUUUCUAAUCAACAACAAGAUUUGUUAGAUUCUCAUGAAUAUGGAGAAAUCAAUGCGGAAUCAGGAGUAGUUUCAACUGAUUUUAAAUUACAAUUAAUGAUUAUAGAGACAGAUAUAGAACGAUUUAAUUAUUUGGUAAGACUAUACCUUAGAACUAGAUUAACAAAAUUAGAUAAAUAUACUAUACAUUAUAUUAAUGAAACAGUUGGUAAUGGGAAAAUUCUACUAUCUCCUGAAGAAGAAGAAUAUAUAGAUCAACAUUUUAAAAUCCUUACUAAAUUAUAUAAUAAUUGUUUCUUAAAGAAGAUGCCAUCUUCUUUAACACUUUUGGAUGAUACGACCGGAGGUCAAAGUAUGAUAGAAAUUCCUGAUACAGAAAGUCAUGUAUUUAUUAAAUCUAUAACAAAAUCAACUAUAUUUGUUACUCUUGAUGAUGGAGAAGAACUUAAUAUUGAGAAUGAAGGGAUAUAUGUUGUCAAGUAUAGUUCCAUUAAGAGAUAUAUAGAAAUUGGAGAUAUAGUAUUAAUAUAGUAUUAAUAAACUAUUAAUAUA